Polyodon spathula (Mississippi paddlefish) is the source of this 1709-nucleotide messenger RNA. RefSeq names its product outer dense fiber protein 3-like. The record is from RefSeq and is a predicted model, not a curated record. Gene Ontology annotation, cellular component: cytoskeleton. The transcript is spliced from 8 exons. The coding region runs from base 952 to 1704 and encodes 250 amino acids. Lineage: Eukaryota; Metazoa; Chordata; Actinopteri; Acipenseriformes; Polyodontidae.
UUCAUAAAUUGUCAUCAUUUGUUAAGUACAAUUACCAAAACAAUUACAACCAUUUGACCUAAAGAGAAAGUUAAAGAAACAAUUAUAAAAGGGUUUCCAGGCAUAUUUGAUGGGUCACUUUAAUGAACCAAUAUGAUAUGCUACACACCAGCAGGAUCUAUACCAGUUUCAGAAUGAACCCAAAUAGAUUCCCUAAUUCAGUGCUUCACAUAUAGAAGGUGUCUUAUAUUCAGAGUCAGUCUGGUGGUCAGAAUAGAAGUAUUGUAAUUCACUUCCCAUUCACCAGCCAGUAUCAGUAUAUCUGUUACAGUGUAAAGUUUGAAUAUUGGCAAGUCUUAACAUGUAAGCCUACUGGUAAAUGUCAACGCUUUACUUCGGAGCAUUGGCCAAUAAACGUCAGUAAAUGUCUGAAAAGCAAUAUAUUUCUAAAUAAUUGUGGACAUUUACCACCUUACUUGGUAAAUGUUGACAGUUACCAGUAAUAUUUAAGAUUUAUCAGAUUCAAACUUUUACCAGUACCUACAGCUACCAUCCAUAUCCCACAGGAAUUAAGAAAUAAAACACAUUGCUGAAUCUUGUACAGUGCUUAGUUAUUUAUUUGUUUAUUUAUUUAUUUUGCAGUUCACCAAUUAGAUUUGUUGUAUGUACUAUUAAAACCACUCUUUAAAGCAAUUCCAAAAGCCUUAAUUAAGCAAUAAUACCCAAACUAGCAGCCUUUAUUAUCAUGUCCAAAUUAGGUACUUUAGGUAAGUAUGUCAAGACAGAGUGCUGUGGGGUGAUGUGAUCACGUUUUUUACAUCUGUUCCAUCCUUCUUGCUCAAGAGACCUAGCAUGCCUCUAAAUAGAUGUCUAACCACGAGGCACCCCUAGUUUGAACCUCACAUAUCAAGAGAUUACACUGCAGGAGAAACAUCAGGAGAACACUUAUUGGUUUUGAAUCCAGAGCUGAUCAUGACUACUGAUCCAUGGGUGGGAACCUGGAGGCCUCAAAAGUCUAGAAGACCCAUUGGAGCACAGUACUCCGGUCCAGGCCCAAAGUAUGGAAUCCCUUCUGCAACAGGAACCAUCAAGCAUGACCCAACAAAAAACAAAGCCCCUGCUUAUUCUUUCGGUAUUCAACAUGUCAGUUAUAAUGCCGACAGUUCUCCAGGUCCAAAGUACUUUGUGUCAUGCAAAAUGACAAGAAUGGGCAAGGAUGUCUUCCCCGCCUAUUCCAUGUGUUUCCGGAGCAAGGAGCCCAAGAAGGCAAAAGCACCUGGUCCAGCAACCUAUUUUCCAGAAAAAGCUACAAAGUGUUCCUAUAAUACGCCACCUGCUUAUACGAUGGGCAGCAAGACGAAACACUUUAAAAUGGACAGUGUGCCAGGGCCAGCCGACUACAAAAUACCUACAACGCUGGGAAGAAAUUCACCAGUCAAGUCCUCGGCACCCUGUUACUCAUUGAGAAUUAAAAGCAAUUUAAACGUUCUGCACGAGGGUCCAUCACCUAACACUUAUAAGACUACAAACCUUAAUGUCUAUAAGUGCACCGCCCCUCAGUACAGCAUGUCAACCAAAGGUGGGAUGUCUAGCGGUUUAGGCAAUACGCCUGGACCCGCUGACUACAAAACAGAAAAGGUGACCUGCAAUAAGUAUACUCAUCCUGCAUUUACAUUUGGUGUUAAACACUCCGAAUAUAUGGCACCAUUAGUUACAGCGAUCUGAAUCUG